Messenger RNA from Eremothecium cymbalariae DBVPG#7215, 3954 nucleotides. It is a transcript of the gene RTC1, whose product is annotated as Rtc1p. The coding region runs from base 1 to 3954 and encodes 1317 amino acids. The transcript has a single exon. Gene Ontology annotation, molecular function: protein binding. The record is from RefSeq and is a predicted model, not a curated record. NCBI's taxonomy places the organism in Eukaryota, Fungi, Ascomycota, Saccharomycetes, Saccharomycetales, Saccharomycetaceae. Gene Ontology annotation, biological process: positive regulation of TOR signaling.
AUGGGUUCAAUGUCAAAGAACCGUGAGUCUUCCAUGCAUGGGUUCUUUUCAACAAAAAGGUUGUCACCCACCCCUAACGAUUCCCAGCAACCUUAUGGUAUUAGGCCUCAAUCUUUCUCCCGAUUUUCGUUCCAUAAAAUGCAGCAACCAGGGAUUGGUACUUCGUCCUCAUGUCAGGGGGUUGUAUCUCCCAAAGUUAGGGUCAGUCAAAGGUCCACACUGAGUGGAAACUUUCCUUUUAUGGAAUCUGUCCGUGAGGAUUGCGUCUCUGACACCAUCCCUAUAGCGCCUACCACGAAAGAUGAGAAGAGUUCUGAUUAUUCUAAAAUUCAUGGACCUGAUGGCCGGCUUACAGGAGUUGGCAACGCUUUUCAGUGUAAUAAGGAUAUAGCGAGUUUGGACAAGAUUAAUGACCCUCAAGGUAGGACGAUAGUGGUUGCUGGAAAGAGUCAUCUUGGUUUGUACAAGUUCGACGAAGAUUACUCGUUUACCCAAACACAAGAUUACAUGUCUCUAAGCAACCACUGUACGAACACGAAGUUUUCUAACGCUAUUCGCAGAAGCUUCAGGAAAAUAAGUACGAUAUCAGAUGUGAAAGCUGGAUUCCAUAACCAUAAGAAUUACAUUGCCAUCUGUGGAACAUCAACUUCAUUGUCAAUAUAUGAUAUAAAUCGUACUUCUGAUAUUGGUUCCCCUCUUGUAGCCACUUAUUCGGAGCACUCUAGGUCGAUCAAUAGUGUUGAUUUUAAUAUGGGACAAACCAAUUUGAUUAUAAGUGGAGGCCAAGAUGGAUAUAUCAAAGUUUGGGAUCUUCGAUCAACCGCAUUUAAAAAUAAUAGAAGUGAUGCUAGCUUUAGCUCAGGUUCUGACUCUGUAAGAGAUGUAAAGUGGAUGCCUUCUUAUGAUUUUGCAUCGUCGGAUAGUAAUUCUUCAAUGAACUCGUUCAAUAGAUGGUACAAGUUUGCCUCUGUUAAUGAUUCGGGGUUAUUGCUGACUUAUGAUCUACGACAGCCAGGACAGGUCGAACGAAAGAUCAAUGCCCAUUCUGGCCCAGGGCUCUGCAUGCAUUGGCAUCCUCAUAUGGAUUAUAUUAUAACCGGUGGGAGAGAUGGUAAAUGUGCCUUGUGGUAUGUAGGAGAUAAGGCAAAUGCGACUUUAAAUUUAUCACAAGGUCACAGCAAUACAACUGGAUAUUCGAUAAAUACUGUUCCGAUAUCGACAGGUUAUCUAGAAACAAUGAUAAAUACAGCGCAUCCUAUGACAAAACUCAAAUUCCGACCCAAUUAUGUGACGAACGUUCUAAAUUCUAUUGUUGCUACAUCAUCUAUGGGCGAAGAUUCAGAUGUGUCGAUUUACUCUUUAGCAAGAAAAUAUAUCCCCAAACACAUAUUGAUCACAGCAGCACCGUCGCUAGGUUUUGUUUGGUGGGAUAAAAACAUUAUAUUCAAUAUAGAUAAGCAGAAUAUUAUCACCACUUGGGAUAUUCGUUCUGAACCCACUAUGUUAGACAAUUUACCAAAAAGUGUGGUUAAGUGGCGAGAUAUUGAUGGAGAUGGACUAGUAUUCAUCGAUCAAGAAAAGGGAACUUAUGUUGCUGAGACACUAACGACACCUGAUAGUGCCGCAAGACUCCAUCAUCACAAAAUGAGUACCAAUGCCUCUUCUGGUUUGAUAAACCCAACCAACAAAGAUAGUGCGUAUAUCUCCAAUUCACUAUUUCCAGCACAACAUCAAAGUGAUCAACAUACGAACUUUGUCCUAGAAAGGCCGACGAUUUCAAAAACUGUUUCAUCAUUAAGUGCCAAAAUUACAAGCCCCCUUCAAGGAAAUUUUGGGGUGCAGUCUGCAUCUUAUCACAAUUCUAUCGCAUCUGAAUCCCCGUCUACGUCCGGUGUCCUAGAAUAUUGUAUUGGGAUUGAUUCACCAGCUUUAGUGAGCCUAGAUUUACCACGCAUCUUGAAUAGUGUCCGUAUUUCAAGACUACCAAAUAUGAAGAAAGAUUUAAGGGAUCAAGAAUCAGCUGCUAACAAACAAUCUGUCGUCGAAGUCUUCAAGUUUCUUUCAAAAGAACUUAAGUUUUCAUAUGUACAAGAAAAAACUGAUAUUAAACAAUCAAGCGCAGAGGACCCUUCGCAAAGUGUUGAUGAAACUGAAGCAAAAACAAAAUUGAUGGAGAGCAUCGGCAUUUCUGGUCAUAACACCUGGGCGACACUAAUACGUACUACCACUUCGCAUGACACUGAUUCUGGGAUAUAUGGCCCAGAUACGGUAGCACCAAAAAAACCGGAUACAUCAAACAGCAUACCAACAGACGAUUCCUCAGAUAUAAGCCUUGCAGCGGAGGAAAGGAAUGACACUCGCAAUGCGGAUGAUGUUGCUACUUCCAAACUUCAAAAACAGAACAAUCAUUAUAUUAAGUUGAUAUCUAUGUGUGCCCAUAAUGCCGAGACGUAUGCUUAUAUUGACGAUGUAGUAAACUUUAAGCUAUGGUUGAUGAUUAGAGAUAGUUUGCUAUGGGAUUUAAAGCAACUUACAGAGGCUGCAUUUAUGCUUGCGGAUGAUGAAAACAAUGAUGUCUUGAAUCCUACAGGAAGGCAUGACACCACAUUAGGAUCAAAGAAAUCCCUUAGAAGUGAUUCUCUAACAUCAGGAUACAGUAGUUAUGAUGCAAGUGAGCUCAGCUCCUCUGCUGACGGGCAACAAAUGCAACAAGCCAUUGAAAGCAUUUCUUCAAACAAGGCUCUUAAUGGAAAGCAUACCACUAACAUGGAAGUUGCGUUUAACGGUGAAAAGACGAAUAGUGAUACUUUUUCCACAGAUUCUUCUAACAACCACUUGAAUAAUAACGAUAUACAGAAGAACUUACGAGAGCUGCUUGAACUGAAACAAAGAACUUCAGUAGACGAAGAUAUCAGCAGUGAAAAUGCUGUGGAAAUAGAGGAUGAUGGAGCUUCCGAUUACAGUGCGUCUGGAAAACGCAGUAAUAUUGAACCAUCGUUGGGUAUUCCUAUUACGAGUAAUCGUGUACCUAGAACUUCAUUCAUCGACACUUUAAUGACAAACUUAAGGUCACCGAGGAUUGGCCAAAUGGAUGUUGACAAUGAAUUGAUCACCACUAAAGGCAAGGCUUCCACAUCUUUGGGAAGCGGAUUUAGUAAACGGUCAUCCAUCCAUAGUGCAGAAUCUUAUGUAAUGGGCUACAGAAGGCCUUAUUCUUCACCAAUAGGAUGUGCAAAAUCCAAGAAAUCUAUAACGCCGAAUCCGAAUCAUUUCAAUCAUGAAACCAUGGCCAUAAAUUCAUAUAUAUUUGGCCUAUCUCCCCAAAAGUUCCAAUCAUCUGGCGGGCAUUUGUUAAGUGGACAAGCUAAUGAUGAAGCAAAGAGUAUAAGCGAUAAGUAUCUACCACCAUGGAAAACGAGUCGUUUAAUUAAACAGAUAUUCAAACAUAGUGUGGAAACAGGAAAUAUUUUGCUUACAGUAACUAUUAUACUAAUGUUUCAGACUACGUUCAACAUCACAUCAACUUACAUAGCCAAAAAUACUUUGGCUGAAUUUAUCACAGUUUUACACCAUUACGAAUUAUUUGAAAUAUCCGCUGAUUUACUUAAAUAUUGCCCGUGGGAUGAUAUUCUAGGUGCGGGUUCCGGCCAAUCUACAAUACGAUUGUUUUGCGACAAGUGUGGAAAGUUGAUCAUAAACGAGCAUAGCAAAUCAAAACUUACUAAAGAAUUUCAGUUAGGGAAUCCUCAUAUUAUGAAUAACUUUGGCUAUUGGUACUGCGACUUAUGCAAAAAACCAUCUUCUCUCUGCGUGUUCUGUGAGACCCCAAUGAAAAAGCUAACGAUGUGUCUCCUCCAUUGCGGGCAUGAGGGUCAUUUUGGUUGCUUUAAAAGAUGGUUCCUCGACGAGGGUAUGACAGAAUGUCCUUCCGGCUGUAGCGGCGUUAUGCUAUGA